AUGGAAAUUUCAAUUAAUAAAUGUUCGGUAUUACAUAUUGGCAACAAUAACUCUUCACAAUCUUAUUUAUUAAACGAUAAAGUAAUCCAGGUAGCCGAUUGCAUUAGAGAUUUAGGAGUUAUAAUUGAUAAUAAUUUUUCUUUCUCAUUCCAUAUUGAUUACAUAAUUAAAAAGACAUACUCCUUAAUACAUCUAUUUUUUAAAUUUAUUAAAGUCCGAAUAUUAAAAAUAUGGGUUCUCAUCUAUAAAAUAUAUAUUAGGCCAAAUUUGGAAUAUGCAUCUCAAGUUUGGAGUCCGCAAAAUAAUAAGGAGAUAAUUAAAAUAGAAAAGGUCCAAAAAAUGUUUACGAGAGUUAUUCUUAAGAAAUGUGGCUUAGCACCCCGACCUUAUCCAGAAAGACUUAAUGUUUGCCAGCUUAGACAGUUGAGCAGUAGAAGGGCGUCUGCCGAUUUAUGCAUGGUCUUUAAAAUUAUUAAGAAUACCACUAAUCUUAUUCCUACCGAUUUCUUUACUUUUUCUAAGCGCUGUAGCUGA
Molecule: messenger RNA, 534 nt
Organism: Meloidogyne enterolobii
Lineage: Eukaryota; Metazoa; Nematoda; Chromadorea; Rhabditida; Meloidogynidae
Source: the annotation of a GenBank genome assembly